GGGCUUUUGUCAGGUUAAUACAGUUUGUUUUCCUUCCGGCUGCUGUUCUGCAGAGCCUGGGUGGAAUCCUGUCCCCCUUGAGCGCAGCUUGUGGUGAUUUCGGCAGGGCCACGAUGGCGUUCGGGGAGGUUGGCCGUUUACCUGCGCACCCUGAGGGAAGGUACCUGACAUCUGUUUGGAGACUGGAAAUAAUUGUCCUUAAGUUGGCCAGAAGCAUGAUUUUUUUCUUGAAGGUACUGAAAUACCUGCAGAGAUUUAGUUUGAGUGAGAACAUGGGGGACGUGACACCAGAGGAGGAGGUCGAGCUCAGGGCUUCUAUCUGCCACUUGUUUGAAUCCAGCAUGAGGAACGAAGCAAGAAGACUGAGGACUUUUUGGCAGUGGCCAGGCACCUCACCUGUGUCUGCCCGAGAUUUGGUCAAGGCUGGCUUUUUCUUUGUGGGUCCAAGAGAUGAAGUACAGUGUUUCUGCUGUGGUGGUGUCCUGAAGGACUGGAGACCUGGUGAUUGCCCAGUAGCAGAGCAUCUGAAGUUCUUCCCUUCCUGUAAAUUCAUUUGUGGUGAGGAUGUUGGGAACCAAGAGAUGCUUCCUCUUCAGGAAAUCUUUGACACUGUGGAUGGGCAGUUCCUCAGUCUUUUGCAGGGGAUAGACAGUGAGGAGACAGCCCUACCCAAUGAACCAGAAUACCCAGAGAUGGUAGCAGAGGAGAUGAGACUGUCUACGUUUCGGAACUGGCCGCAUUACACCGAUAUGCAUCCUGAGCAACUGGCUAGAGCAGGAUUCUUUUACACAGGACAGGAUGAUAUAGUCAGGUGUUUUUACUGUGAUGGAGGCGUGAGGAACUGGUCUUUUGGAGAUGAUCCUUGGAGGGAACAUGCCAAAUGGUACCCGCGGUGUGAAUUUUUAUUGCGGUCAAGGGGGAGAGAAUUUGUUAGCAGUGUGCAGGAGUCCUUUUCUAGCACCCUGAUAUCUCCAAGAGAUUCCUGGGAUCAGACUGAACAAGAUUCCUCUGCUUCCCAAGAUCCUCUGAGGAACUGGGAAUUGCAGGCUCUUCCUUCUCUGGAUCCAUUUACCAUAGUGCAGAAUGUCCUGGAGAUGGGCUUUGAUGCCACCUGGGUGUCUAGCCUGGUAGAGAAUAAAUACAUGCUGACUGGGACUUUCUACCUUUCUGAGUCUGAACUGAUUUCUGAUCUGCUUCAGCCAGACUGGGAAGAGAGCAGCAGUGCAGAGGAAAGCGGAGAUGCUGUUCAGAGAGAGACUGAAACAUCGAGUUCAAGAGAAGACAUGCAGCAAAAGGAAUCAGAUGAGCCUCAGAUGAGUGCAGAAGAACAGCUCCGACGCCUGCAAGAGGAAAGGAUGUGCAAAGUGUGCAUGGACAGAGAUGUUUCUGUUGUGUUUGUUCCUUGUGGCCACCUGGUAGUUUGUGGAGAAUGUGCCCUCAAUUUGAGAUUGUGUCCCAUCUGCAGAGCGGUCAUCCGGGGAAGCGUGAGGACUUUCAUGUCCUGAACCAUGAUGGGAAGGGGAAAGCUAAGUCUAUACAACUCAUUUGUAAAACAGCAAAGGAAGAAAAUAAGUAAAUAAGAUUGCUCCAGCAUCAAACUAUUUGCAGGGUAGCUUGGCAUAAGUGUAAAAACUUACUAAAUGUGCCUCCUAUGCACAGUGUUUCUAGUAAGAGUUGCUGGUUUGCUGUACUCUUGCUGAUCUUGCUGUAGGACUGCUCCAGAAAAACUCUGCUGGUUUCUUUUGUCCUCCAAAGAUGCUCCAAAAAGAGGCGUUUGUUGACAGAGAUGCACCUUCUCCGAAUUCUUGUAUUCUCAAAUGAAUCCCUGCUCUGUGUUGAAAUCAAGGGCUGUUUUCAGUAGACUGCCUCUGGUUUUCUUUCUCUCACUUAGCAGUUGUUUAGAGACUAUUCUGCUAGGGUUGAUGAUUUCCUUCAGUAAGUCAGAGUCAAAAUGGGAGUAUUUUCAUAAAAAGUGCAUUCUGUUGAGACUAGAACACUCAUCAGCAAUGCAUUGUGGGGGAAGGAGAAUCUAAGUUUUUCUUCUAUGCUCUUUGCUGUCUCCCCCCGCCUUGUUGAACUGCCAACAAUUGAUGGA
Messenger RNA from Egretta garzetta (little egret), 2095 nucleotides. RefSeq names its product baculoviral IAP repeat containing 7 (gene BIRC7). Gene Ontology annotation, molecular function: ubiquitin protein ligase activity; cysteine-type endopeptidase inhibitor activity involved in apoptotic process. Lineage: Eukaryota; Metazoa; Chordata; Aves; Pelecaniformes; Ardeidae. Bases 114 to 1505 code for a protein of 463 amino acids. The record is from RefSeq and is a predicted model, not a curated record. Gene Ontology annotation, biological process: positive regulation of protein ubiquitination; regulation of cell cycle; negative regulation of apoptotic process. Gene Ontology annotation, cellular component: cytoplasm; nucleus. The transcript has 9 exons.